This is a messenger RNA of Balaenoptera acutorostrata (minke whale), 3645 nucleotides long. RefSeq names its product solute carrier family 4 member 1 (Diego blood group) (gene SLC4A1). Lineage: Eukaryota; Metazoa; Chordata; Mammalia; Artiodactyla; Balaenopteridae. Gene Ontology annotation, cellular component: plasma membrane; basolateral plasma membrane. Bases 164 to 2734 code for a protein of 856 amino acids. The record is from RefSeq and is a predicted model, not a curated record. Gene Ontology annotation, biological process: regulation of intracellular pH; transmembrane transport; bicarbonate transport. Gene Ontology annotation, molecular function: monoatomic anion transmembrane transporter activity; solute:inorganic anion antiporter activity; bicarbonate transmembrane transporter activity. The transcript has 18 exons.
GGAGUUUCUAGAGCAGAAGGAAUAUGAAGACCUCGGGUUCCCCACGCUCCAGGUGGAGGAAGCAGAAGCUCAGCUCACCGAGCCGACAGCCACAGACUACCACACCGCGCCGCCCCGCCCCCCAGACAUCUUCGAGGUCCUCGUGGAGCUGCGGGAACUAGUGAUGGAUGAAAAGAACCAGGAGCUACAAUGGAUGGAGACAGCGCGCUGGGUGCGGCUAGAGGAGAACCUGGGGAAGGACGGGAUCUGGGGCCGCCCACACCUGUCUUACCUCACCUUCUGGAGCCUCUUGGAGCUGCAGAAAGCCUUUGCCAAGGGUACUGUCCUCCUGGACCUGCCAGAGAAAUCCCUGGCCGGGGUGGCCAGCCAGCUGCUGGACAGGUUUAUCUUCGAGGGGCAGAUCCAGCCUCAGGACCGAGAAAAUCUGUUCCGGGUCCUGCUGCUCAAACACAGCCACGCCAGAGACGUGGAGGCCCUGGGGAGUGUGAAGCCUGCGGUCCUGACACGUUCUGGGGACCCGUCACAGCCUCUGCUCCCACAGCAUCCCUCGCUGGAGACAGAGCUUUUCUGUGAACAGGGAGAGGGGAGUGCGGAAGGGCACUCGUCAUCUGCAAUGCUGGGAAAGAGUCCCCAGGACUGGGAGGCCACCCUGGUGCUAGUGGGCUGUGCCAGGUUCCUGGAGCGGCCAGUGCUGGGCUUUGUGCGACUAAAGGAGCCUAUGGAGACAGAGCAGAAGCCAGAGGAGCCGGAGGAGCCGGCAGUUCCCGUGCGCUUCCUCAUUGUGUUGCUGGGACCCGAGGCCCCCAACAUCGACUACACCCAGCUGGGCCGGGCUGCUGCCACCCUCAUGUCAGAGAGGGUGUUCCGCACUGAUGCAUACUUGGCCCAGAACAAGGAGAUGCUGGUCCAUUCCCUAGAGGGCUUCCUAGACUGCAGUCUGGUGUUGCCUCCCACGGACACGCCCUCUAAGGAUGCCCUGCUCAGUCUGGUGCCCGUGCAGAAAGAGCUGCUGAAAAGACGCUACCUGCCCAGCUCUGCCAAGCCAGAGCCCAGCUUCCUCAAGGGCCUAGAUUUGAAUGGGGGUCUAGAGGACACCAAGGAUGACCCUCUGCAGCGGACAGGCAGGCUCUUCGGGGGACUGGUACGUGACAUCCGGCGCCGCUACCCCCGCUACUUGAGUGACAUCACAGACGCAUUGAACCCCCAGGUCCUGUCUGCCAUCAUCUUCAUCUACUUUGCCGCCCUGUCACCCGCCAUCACCUUCGGUGGCCUCCUGGGAGAAAAGACCCAUAACCUGAUGGGUGUGUCGGAACUGCUUAUCUCCACCGCGGCGCAGGGCAUCCUCUUCUCCCUGCUGGGGGCUCAGCCCUUGCUCGUGGUGGGCUUCUCAGGACCCCUGCUCGUGUUUGAGGAAGCCUUCUUCUCGUUCUGCAAGAGUAACGGCCUGGAGUACAUCGUGGGCCGUGUAUGGAUUGGCUUCUGGCUCAUCCUGCUGGUGGUGCUGGUGGUGGCCUUUGAGGGCAGCUUCUUGGUCCGCUUCAUCUCCCGCUACACCCAGGAGAUCUUCUCCUUCCUCAUCUCCCUCAUCUUCAUCUAUGAGACCUUCUCAAAGCUGGUCACGAUCUUCCAGGACCACCCACUGCUGGAGAACUAUGACCACAAUGUGACAAGAAUACCCAAACCUCAGGCCCCCCUGCCCAACACAGCCCUCCUCUCUCUUGUGCUCAUGGCUGGCACCUUCUUGUUCGCCAUGAUGCUGCGCAAGUUCAAGAACAGCUCCUACUUCCCUGGCAAGCUGCGACGAGUCAUUGGGGACUUUGGGGUUCCCAUCUCUAUCCUGAUCAUGGUCAUGGUGGAUGCCCUCAUCCAGGACACCUACACCCAGAAACUCAGUGUACCUAAAGGCCUCACCGUAUCCAACACCUCGGCCCGAGGCUGGCUCAUCCACCCGCUGGGCUUAUAUAAGCCAUUUCCCAUCUGGAUGAUGUUUGCCUCCGCCCUGCCUGCCCUGCUGGUCUUCAUCCUCAUCUUCCUUGAGUCCCAGAUCACCACGCUGAUCAUCAGCAAACCGGAGCGCAAGGUGGUCAAGGGCUCUGGCUUCCACCUGGACCUGCUGCUGGUCAUGGGCAUGGGCGGGGUGGCCACCCUCUUUGGGAUGCCCUGGCUCAGUGCCACCACUGUGCGUUCUGUCACCCACGCCAAUGCCCUUACGGUCAUGAGCAAGGCCAGCACCCCAGGGGCUGCAGCCCAGAUUCAGGAAGUCAAGGAACAGCGGAUCAGCGGGCUCCUGGUCUCUGUGCUCGUGGGCCUGUCCAUCCUCAUGGGGCCCAUCCUGUCCCACAUCCCCUUGGCUGUGCUGUUUGGCAUCUUCCUCUACAUGGGGGUCACAUCCCUCAGUGGCAUCCAGCUUUUUGACCGCAUCUUGCUUCUGUUCAAGCCGCGCAAGUACCACCCGGAUGUGCCCUACGCCAAGCGGGUGAGAACCUGGCGAAUGCACUUGUUCACGGGCACUCAGAUCAUCUGCCUGGUGGUGCUGUGGGUGGUGAGGAGCAUCAAAACCAUCUCGCUGGCCCUGCCCUUCAUCCUCAUCCUCACGGUGCCCCUACGCCGCUUCCUGCUGCCACUCAUCUUCCAGAACCUGGAGCUCCAGUGUCUGGAUGCCGACAAUGGCAAGCCGAACUUCGAUGAGGAGAAUGGCCAGGAUGAAUACGAUGAGGUGGCCAUGCCUGUGUGAGGGGAGGGCCCAGGCCCCAGAGCCCCCUCCAUCAUUCCACUUCCCCACUCUCCCAGGAAAAGCAGAAGUUCAUGGGCACCCUACGGACUCCCAGGUCCCUCCUGGGGCAGGAGUCGAGGCCCUGGGGCCACGGGUGGGGGAAGGAAAGGGUGUCUAGGAAACCUUGCACGAAGGGUAGACUGGCUUUUCUGGAUGAAAAAGGCCAGUGGGGCCCACAGUAGGGGAUUCGCUGUGCAGUCCCUCCUGUGGCCACACUGCCACCUGGGGGUCCCACCCUGGAAGACUUAGAUCCAAGCCCUACCUCCUCAUGACACAGACAGGGGAAGUAAAGAGGAUGGGAGUUGGGUGGGGGGGAUUCAAAUUCCUGCUUUCUGUGUGACCUUGGGCAAGUCCCUGGAUCUCUCCAGCCUCUGCUUCCUCGUCUGUAAAAUGGGUGUAUUGAUAAUCACACCCACAUUACAGGAUGGUUUCUGAGGACCAAAGAUAAAUGUGAAAAAAGGGCUUCGUAAAAUCUGAAAGGACUAUUAUACAAUAGUCAUCAUUCUUCAAGCCUGCCCAAAGUCACAUAGCUCCUGAGCCAUACAGCUGGGAUUUGACCUCUGAGGCCAGAGUCUACUUCAGUCACCCACCUUUCCAUGCUUAGAGAUGCCCCUGCUGGCCCCUCUCUUCCCCCUCUCUGCUCCCACUGGGGACCCUCUUCUCUGGGGCAGAGGAAGGUGUCCUGGUGAGGGCAAGGUGCAGGUGAGGACAAAAUCAGGGCUGGGACUCAGGACUCCUAAGUGCUGCUCCCUCCCCCACGCUCUCAUUCAUUCACUCAUCCAUUCAUUCCACAAACAUUUAUCUAAGGCCCUGGACCCCGUGGACACAGAGGUGACUGAGACAAGACCUUGCCCUGGGGUUGGGAGUGGGAG